Selaginella moellendorffii is the source of this 1363-nucleotide messenger RNA. Its product is annotated as PRKR-interacting protein 1 homolog. Gene Ontology annotation, cellular component: nucleolus. The record is from RefSeq and is a predicted model, not a curated record. NCBI's taxonomy places the organism in Eukaryota, Viridiplantae, Streptophyta, Lycopodiopsida, Selaginellales, Selaginellaceae. The transcript is spliced from 4 exons. Gene Ontology annotation, biological process: negative regulation of protein kinase activity. Bases 17 to 532 code for a protein of 171 amino acids. Gene Ontology annotation, molecular function: protein kinase binding; protein kinase inhibitor activity; double-stranded RNA binding.
UAGGGUUCUUGGGCGAAUGCCGCGGUACACGACGUCCCAGACCUACACAGAGGGCAACACCCAGGUAGUGACUCUCGCCAGCACUAGGGGCGAUGGCAAGGCGCUGGUCCCAGCCUCGGAGCCGGCGAUCCCAGAGAUCCCGGCCGAGGACGAAGACCUCGAGAUUAAGCUCCGGCGGAUCACGGAGCAAGUUCCCGUGCGCAUCAGCAACACAUCUGGGAGCUCCGCUGGGUCUGGCUCGGGAGAUUUCCACCAGUACCGGCAGAUGAGACGCAGGGAGCAGGAUCGCCUGGCGCGGAUGGAGGCGGAUUAUCAGAGGAAGAAGGAGCAGACGGAGUUUGCGAUUCGUCGCGAAGCCCGGCUCAAAGAGGCCGAGGAGCGAACGGCCAAGAGGAGGGCAAAGAGGCUAAAGAAGAAAGAAAAGAAGAAGCAAAAGAAGGACAAGGCGGUGAAAGAGCCAGGCGUGGAGGAGGCGGACAAGGCGAAAGGCGCAAACGCUGGAGAAUCCAGCUCCGACUCAGAGGCCGAGUAGUAAGGAAAGGUGGUAGUUUAUUUCCUUCUCAAAGCGGAACUUUGAAUAUAUAGCUCAAAGUCAGGCAAGCGUUGGAGCUUUGUCACUUAACCUUCGUAUUUUUCUCUCUUUGUUAAGAUCGAUGCCCAGAUGCUUGAUCCUGGCACAAUGGUAAAAAACUUCUGGUGCCCCACCUCGAAGGAUAGUACAUCUAGAAAUAAAAAAUGGAAGGAAAGCAGAAAAGUCUACAUUGGGACGGACUGAGCAUGGACGGGCUUGCGUACGUAUAUAAAUCAGAGGGGGAUCCUCGCGCCGCCGCCACGCCUGGGCCUCUUCCUGCGCAGGGCCUACUACGACAGGCUCACGGUGGCUGAGGUGAGAGAGCUCAUCGGAACGAUCAUAGAAUAUGUACGGAACUUGAACCUCCGCGAGGUUCGCGUCAACGAGCCCUUUGCGUGGGCGGUCACACUGACGGGGAGCGUCGUGGUGCGAGUGCAGCUGCUGGUGAUGAACCAGAUAUGGGGGGAAGAUCGCGGGGGGAUAUGCUCCAUGCCGUCCUCCAGCAACGUGUAUCCGUUUGGGGAUAUGGUAAACGCUGUGCGUGAGAUGGGGGAGUCUAUCUUCUACGAGCUUUUGGAUCGAGAGCGGUGGUACGGCGCGGUAGAGAUUGUGUUGAGGGCUUUUGGGAUCACGUAUGAGGUGCAGAGGGACGAGCUCUUGGCUCUGGGUGCUGGCUAUGGAAUCAUGAGGGAGUGUAGUAUAUAUUGAGGAAGUUGCGAGCAUUAUUCAAAGACCAAGCAAUUAGUUAGACAUGUUUAUUAAAGGUAAAUAGAUAUUACUAAUAUUUGAUUC